AUGAAUCCCAUAGCUAUGGCCAGAGCACGAGGUCCUGCCCAAAAUUCGGGACCAACAAUACAAGACUACUUGAACAGGCCAAGACCAACAUGGGAAGAAGUGAAAGAGCAACUAGAAAAGAAAAAGAAAGGAUCUAGGGCUUUGGCUGAGUUUGAAGAAAAGAUGAACGAGAAUUGGAGGAAAGAACUGGAAAAACACAGGGAGAAAUUACUAGGAAACGAGAGUUCCUCCAAAAAGAAAGAGAAAAAGAAAAAGGAAAAGAAGAAAUCGAAUAGGUUGUCUUCAUCUUCCUCUUCUUCAUCAAGCUCUGAUUCUUCCAGCAGUUCAUCUGACUCAGAAGAUGAGGAUAAAAAGCAAGGGAAGAAAAGAAGGAAAAAGAAAUACCGCUCCUCACGGAAAUCUUCAGCAAGCUCAACUUCUGAAUCUGAGUCAGAUAGCAAGGACAGCACAAAAAAGAAAAGGUCAAAGGAAGAUUAUGAAAAAGAGAAGGAAGGCAAAAAUCACCAUAGGAAAAGGAAGAAAGCCGAUCGUGGUGAUGGACCUUUAUCAUCAGAAUCCUUAUCAGAAUCAGAUCAGACAGAGGAGGUGCAAGCAAAAAAGAAGAAAAACGAGGAAAAAGAGAAAACAGAUAAAACAAAAAAGAGAAAGAAGCACAAGAAACAUGGUAAAAAGAAGAAAAAGAAGAUUGCUGGUUCAAAUUCAGAUUCGGAAUAAUAUUUUAAAAAACCCAAGACUAUCAACAGAAGUGCAAUGACUAAAGGAAACUUAAACUGUGAAAUGACAGCAAACUCUACCAAACUGCAUGAGUUUUCCUGUGUUCUAGAAAUAUUCCUAAUCUUUCAGUAGCCAGCCAGAUGCAGCUGUGCUGGGAAAGACCAUUGUUAUUGCCUGCUGCUUAAUACAUGAGGUACAACUUUUAUAAAAUUCCAGUAAGCAGUGUUAGAUGUUUGAAACAAUAUGAGAUGGUAGUCCAGCUGAGGUGUAAAUUAUUGGAAAAUAAGAGUUAAACUUUUUAGAUAGUAAAAAUAGUCUUUUAAAGCAUUAGUAAUAGUCUUUAUUUGUAAAUCAGGACAAAUAAAAUCCCAAGUUCAUCCUGCAGCGUUAUUAUACAUAAACUAUUAGAAGCUGGUGUCUGCUAAUGGCAUUUACAAAAUGGGAAAUUAAUGAUAACAUUUAAAAUGCUGCCUUUGUAGAAAUGUUGAUCAUCUGCCCCAUUACCGUCUUCAUGCUUAUGAGAAAGGGAAUGCUACCAUUUUGGCUAACUGAAUAGGGUGCCUUUGCCUUUGAUUCUUGCAAAUCUCUGCUAUCCAUGCAGCAUCUCUGAUUCUAGGGAAGCCAGAACUAUUGUCAGCAGACUUUUUCUGAAUAAGCAGUUCUGGGCUUCUAAGCAUGUGCUUCUGCAUUAAGCAAGAGCAAUGACAUUUUGCAGUAUAACUGACAUUCAAAACCUGAAGAUUUUACCUCUGCUUCUUUGAAAUAGCGAUAGAUCUUUGCUAGUAAAUAUGCAUAUUUCAUUUAAUGUAAUUUUGGUUUAGUUGAACACUUCUUGCAAACACUGGUAGCUUUCUUUGCAUUAUCUCUAGAAUUGUUUUGCAUGAUUUGUACCAUUUUUAAAUUAAUGAAAUGCAGGUAAUCAUUUGUUGUAACCAGUUCUAUGAAUUAUGUUCCACAUGCAGAGUUUCAUGUAUUUAGUUAUUCUUAUAGCUAAGUUCAUUGCUGUGUUUAAGUGCACACUUGCUGAAAAUAUUUAGCAUGUAAAAAGCAGGGUUUUGAUACCUUAACAGCUUCAUAUUGAAGCUGGUUUUACUCUUAAGCAAGUUCAGUGGCAGACCUGUUACGUGAUGUGUCUUGUUAGAUAAAAAAAAAAAAACUACUGCCAGAAUCUCAUUAAAGAUACUGUUUAAACAGUUUGUAUUUAUAUUUUUGUACUUGAGGGCUACAGAAUGUUGACCUAAAUCAUAAAGCUGUUUUACUUUAAAUUAGUUGCUUUAGAAAUUGAAAAAAGGCUUUUAUAAAUUAAAUGUGCACGCAAGAAAACACAAGCAACCAUUCAAUUUCAGUUUUUUACAUGAGCUUCUCAUAUUUUCCAUUGAAGUACGCAUUGCUGGGCCUCCUGUUAGCCUUUAAAAGCCGCCCGUCCAUCCUGAGGGUCAACUGUAGAUUGUACUCUUCAUCCACCCCUUUUUUCAUUGCACAGGUGCUAACUUAGAACUUACCUCUGUUGCAUAUUGAUGUUUCAAAUAUUGUACUGCCAAG
Molecule: messenger RNA, 2256 nt
Organism: Pelecanus crispus (Dalmatian pelican)
Lineage: Eukaryota; Metazoa; Chordata; Aves; Pelecaniformes; Pelecanidae
Source: RefSeq, a predicted model, not a curated record